Camellia sinensis is the source of this 1540-nucleotide messenger RNA. Its product is annotated as ubiquitin receptor RAD23d. Gene Ontology annotation, biological process: nucleotide-excision repair; proteasome-mediated ubiquitin-dependent protein catabolic process. Gene Ontology annotation, molecular function: polyubiquitin modification-dependent protein binding; ubiquitin binding; proteasome binding. Gene Ontology annotation, cellular component: nucleoplasm; cytosol. NCBI's taxonomy places the organism in Eukaryota, Viridiplantae, Streptophyta, Magnoliopsida, Ericales, Theaceae. The record is from RefSeq and is a predicted model, not a curated record.
UUUGCGGUGGGGGGGCUAUAUAAACAAACAAACGCAAAGCGGCUCUCUCUCUCGGCUUCUCUAUUUCUCACUUCGUGUUGGUUUUCUCUUGCUAAUCGGCCACCGAGAGAUCGGAUUCAGACACUCGAUUUUCUUACCCACAAAUUCAAACAUGAAAAUCUUCGUCAAGACGCUCAAAGGCACUCACUUCGAAAUCGAAGUGAACCCUCAACACACUGUUGCCGAUGUGAAGAAAAAUAUUGAAACAGCUCAGGGUUCAGAUGUCUACCCUGCUGCACAGCAGAUGCUUAUCCAUCAGGGUAAAGUUCUCAAGGAUUCGACAACAUUGGAGGAAAACAAAGUUGCUGAAAAUAGUUUUGUUGUCAUCAUGUUAUCUAAGAACAAGGCAUCAGGUGGGGCAUCAGGUGGGGCCUCAACUGCAUCAUCUGCACCUUCAACUCAGGCCCAGCCAGCUAGUUUUUCUGCUCCUCCAGCACAGCCAUUAACAGCACCUCAAGCUCCUGCAUCAACUGUGGGGAUUCCACAAUCUGCCCCUGAAUCCACUCCUGCCCCUGCCCCUACCUCAUCAGAAUCAGAUGUUUAUAGUGAAGCAACAUCAAAUCUUGUUGCUGGAAGUAACUUAGAGGGUAUCAUUCAACAAAUUCUUGACAUGGGCGGUGGGAGUUGGGACCGGGACAUGGUUGUCCGUGCUCUGCGUGCUGCAUUUAAUAAUCCAGAGAGAGCUGUUGAAUACCUGUAUUCAGGCAUUCCUCAGCAAGCUGAAGUUCCACCUGUGGUUCAAGCUCCUGCAAAUGGGCAGGCUGUGAACCCUCCAGCCCAGGCUCCACAGCCAGCAGUGCCUUCCAGUGGACCCAAUGCAAAUCCUCUUGACCUUUUCCCACAGGGCCUUCCAAAUGUGGGCUCAAAUGCAAGUGCUGGCACUUUGGAUUUUCUGCGUAACAGUCAACAGUUCCAAGCUUUGCGAGCAAUGGUGCAAGCCAACCCUCAAAUCUUGCAGCCUAUGCUUCAGGAGCUGGGAAAGCAAAAUCCUCAACUGAUGCGGCUCAUUCAGGAGCAUCAGGCGGACUUUCUACACUUGAUCAAUCAACCUGUUGAAGGGGGUGAAGGCAAUGUACUGGAGCAACUGGCUGGAGCAAUGCCACAGGCUGUGACUGUCACACCAGAAGAGCACGAGGCAAUUGAACGUCUUGAAGCGAUGGGUUUUGAUCGAGCUAUAGUAUUGGAAGUUUUUUUCGCAUGCAACAAGAAUGAAGAGCUUGCAGCAAACUAUCUUUUAGAUCACAUGCAUGAGUUUGAGGAUUGAAGUACAAAGUGGUUCUUUCCUUGUUCUUUCGUACUUUCUCUUCAUUUUCUGUUCUUUUAAAGUGUCUUGACUUUUUCUUAGCUAUAUAAAUGUUGGUUAAGUUUUUUUUCUUUAUUAUUCAGUUUAUUGCCCCAGUAGUUGUAAUUCAAAUUAUAGAGGAGAUUGUUGGGCAAUCUUGUUUUCUUAAUAGUAUUUUCGGUUUUUAUGUUUAUUGGUAAUUCAUGAUGCUAUACUUUU